AUGCUGCACGAGUUGAGAACGACAUUCGGUCGCCUGACGCCCAUCGGUGGCGUGAGGGAGACGGCAGAGGAGGGGAGACGGCAGAAGCCGUCGGACGAGUUUGCGUUCCGUCUGAAGACGGCAGUGUGGCAUUUUCGUAAUCACGAGAAGGCGCUGAGGCGACUUGAGCGGAAGAUGGACGAGAUGCUGGACCGGUUCCAGGUUGCGUUUGCGUCGCUGACGACCGUGGCGGAAACGUUCUUUGAAACCUGCAGUGCAAACGAAGAAACAUGGUGUGGUGGCGAUUUUAAAAGUGCUCUGAAAGAGAUUGAUCAGGAAGAUGUCACGAACAUGGAGCAGACGUUUCGGUACACCGUCAUGAAUCCACUGCGAGCGAGAUUGGAACAAUAUGAUCGCAUAAAGAAGGACAUUGAUGUCUGGGAAAAACUUGCAGCGGAAUCGAAAACGCUCCGUGCGCUGACGUUAAAAAUGCACUCGCAACGACUUGAGGAUCAUGAGAAGCAAGUGCUUGCAGAAGGAGACAUACACAAAGUAGCUGCGCUACUACAGGAAGCGGAGAGAACGUUAUUGCCGCACUUGGAGGACGCGAAUCAAUCAGCUACUGUACAUGCAGCAGACUUGUUCAGCACGAUGCGUCUUCAAUGUGCGAUUUUCUUCCGGACUGCCGAUCAACUGGUCCAAUCAAGCCUGUCGCCAUCCGAACAGGAAGUUGUCUCAGAUGGUAAUCGUACAUUCCCAUUGUCUGCCACUAUGCGAUACAAUGCGUCUACUGCAUCACUGUCAUCGAAGUUCAGCAAGAUGUCAUGUUCAGCAUCUGACGGGUGGACUGAAGUGGACGGGUCUAGCUCAUCCAACGCAUUGGACGGAGUCGAAGCGAUUUCAGGAAGUGAUGAGGACGAUGAGAGUGAUGCUUUAUCGCUCUCUGCUGAGGACUAUGAGAUUGGAAAUGUGUCCCGGACAGCUGCAGCUGGUGUGCCUGUAGACAGAUUUGUGGACCCGUCGAAGCUUCUCACGCUGGCUUCGUGUGCAGGAGUUAUUGACUUUGACAAAGGAGUUCGAGGACCGAAUAUUGAUGAUGGGAGGUCUGGUAGGAUCCGGCGCUUAACGUCUCCUUCGCCGAGAGCAGUGAGUUUGAAGCCGAGAACGCCCCGAAGAGCCAGCAGUAUGCUCUCGACUAUCCGCAAAACAAUUCAAGACAAGCUGAGUUACGCCAGUGGGGAAACGAGAGUGAUCCGGCAAAGUUCCGCGCCAACGGUCGAAACAUCCGCACGCACCGGCCGAAGUGUUGUCACUUCAUCGCGAAAGAGUGGCGAGCAGCUUCUUGUCAUUCCUCAGUCGCCUCCGGACUGGCUAGCUGUCGAGUACUGUUUGUGGGAGAUCGAUGUGAGAGGGAGUAAAUGUGUGGGGAAAUCAAUCUUGCAGGCCGAUGCAAUCAGCGAUGGCGCGAGUGACGUUCUAUCUAGACUUCUUCGAAAGGGUGAAAGCCUGUGCUUUGAGUGCCUGUCGUAUUUACGCGUUGAAGAUCUUGCGCAGCUUUCCAAGGUUAACUUUCGGCUUCAUUCUCGCUUGGUAGACUGUGCUCCAAUCUGGAAAAGGUGCAUACGGUCAGGUGGUAUAUCCCCAGAUACCCGCAGUUCGCUCUGGCUUUCAGUAUUCUACGGACCUACACCGUGGCGAUGUCGCAGGCUAGCCACGUAUUAUCUAUCCGCUGGCAGACGUUGCAGUACAUAUGAGCAGCUCCUGAGAAAGGUGGAUGCGAAACUGGGUGUUGGGUUACCAAAGAGUCAAGAUGACACUCAGCUUGCAGUCUGGUUCCGGGAAAUUGACGUAGAUGUCGUGCGUACGUGUCAUCGAAGCAACGACGCCAAUGUCACGUUGCGUCCAGUUCCAGUAAUGGCCAUUGCAGCCGUUGACAAAGAUGAGGAAGAUAUGAUUGAAUCCGUAUUGAACGAUAUGGUGAACAGCAUAGUCAGAAUCGAGGAACGGGGUACAUCUCCGAUUGUUGAUCCGCAUGCGGGUUCCAGGGAAUGCGGCAAGAGUGCCGACGCAAGAAAGUCAGAUCUCGAAACAAAGAUGCGACGUGUGCUUCGUGCGUAUGCCGUGUACAAUCCGAGGGUAGGCUACUGCCAAGGGAUGGGCUUCUUGGUACGUUUGCUGGCUGAAGUAGCUGACGACGAAGCCGACAUUUUCUGGCUAUUUGUUGGAUUCUCGGAGCCGGAGAACAGCCAGAAUCUCUAUGAGCCCGGGAUGAUUGUGCUGCAACCAUACCUAUCCAAGUUCGAGCUGCUUUUUUCGACUCACAUGCCAAAGUUAUACUCACACUUUAUGGCUGAGGGUGUCCAUGUGGCUACUUUCUGCACCCGGUGGUUCUUGACAUUCUUCUCGUCAUUUGAGACGUUAGCACCGACGCUAGUGAUACGAUUGCUGGACAUCUUUAUUAUCGACGGCUGGCGAAUCAUGUUCAGCGUCUCGCUUGUCAUUUUGGAUGAGCUACAGCAGCAGCUGUUGCAACACGAUAUGGAGGGUAUUUUGCGCAUCCUUCAAUUUCCACGCAGCUUUAUGCCAGAAGUUGACGAGUCUCGCCAGCAGCAGCUUGUUCGGCGCGCACUUGCGUUCAGUAUGUCCCGCACGAUAAACUCGGCUUGA
Molecule: messenger RNA, 2646 nt
Organism: Peronospora matthiolae
Lineage: Eukaryota; Oomycota; Peronosporomycetes; Peronosporales; Peronosporaceae
Source: the annotation of a GenBank genome assembly